Molecule: messenger RNA, 1962 nt
Organism: Pogonomyrmex barbatus (red harvester ant)
Lineage: Eukaryota; Metazoa; Arthropoda; Insecta; Hymenoptera; Formicidae
Product: odorant receptor 9a-like
Biological process (GO): detection of chemical stimulus involved in sensory perception of smell; sensory perception of smell
Cellular component (GO): plasma membrane
Molecular function (GO): odorant binding; olfactory receptor activity
Source: RefSeq, a predicted model, not a curated record
UAAAAUAUUGGCAUUCCACGAACAUGAAUGCUCGCAUGUAAUUACGUUAAUAUAUUUCAUUGGAAUUAAUGGACACUACGUUUUUUUUUAAAUAAAUGUCCUGCUCGAUUCGCUAAGAUAUUCUUCCCUCAUCAUCACAAACUUUUAUCUUCGCUUUCGAUUUAUCUUUCUAAAUUUAUCUUUUAUUGUUCCCACUCUUUAUUUCUUUCUGCUAUUUGAAAAUUUUAAAUAUUCCACGCACGCAUUUGUAUUCAACUCACGUACGUUUGCCAUGCAUUUUUAAUGCAAAUAACGGACAGCGAUCGAGCAAUGCGUAUACAAAGGUGCAUUGGACGCCUUCGUAGCUGCGUCUGUCCAUAUUUUUUUAUAACUGACAAUGAUAAUUGUCGAGGCAUCGUUUUGUAGUUUUUAACUUCUAAGAAAAGAAUACAACGGGAAUCAUGAAUAAUUACUAUCUUAUGCACAUGGCAAAGUGGGGAUUAACUGAGCACGGAAUCCAUAGAAUUUUGUAGUCACAUUGAAACUCCUCGACCGACGAUAUCCGAGUAUUGAAUUAAGACUAUUGAUUAUGUCACAGUCAGCUUCGAAGCUCUUUUUUUAAUCUAUUUACUAAAUUACAUCGAGAUCUUUCGAGUUAAAUAAUAAGAUAUUGAAUAAAAUUUGUAUACAUAGUAGUUUUAUUUAAAAUAAACAAAAAAAUAAUGAUGAAUCAUUUGUAAAACUGUUCUCGAGUCCGAUGGAGAACGAGAUGAAACACACCGUAUGUCGCUCCGUGGAGUACGGUCUUCGAUUGAUCGGUGUAUGGCCGGGUACAUCGUUUGCCAUUUUACGCAAAUUUCUCAGUAUAUUGUCAGUGAUCGUGUUCCAGAUCUUUCAGUAUCAACACGUGAUUGUGCACUUUGGUGAGGAGGAUCUCACGGUCCUCAUGGAUGCACUAAGUGUAACUGUUGCUUACACCAUUCUGUUUAUCAAAAUGAUUAUUUUCUCGUUUAACGCUCGUCUGCUGAACGAAAUCAUAGCAAGCAUGUCCAAGGAUUGGAAGGAAUGUGACAUUUCGAAUGAAUACACGAUGACUAGAAUAGCUUAUGUUUCUCGUUGGGUCUCCAACGUUAUAAUCUUUUCGCACAUGAUGUCGGUAUUCCUCUACGCGACAGGUCAAAUAAAUGAACGCGUUCUUCACAUAUGUGGGCAGAUCGAUUUAAUGCGGCAAAAAUUGAGUGAGGUUACUCGGAAAAACAUCGAGCGAAAGAACGUCGAUCAAGAUGUGAACGAGAGCAUUGUGAAGGCGCUGAUCAUUCGACAUCAGCAAAUUAUUAUCUUCUCCAAGAACAUUGAAAAUCUCUACUCGAAUAUCGCGCUGAUACAAUUUUUUUCAAACACCCUGGUUAUCUGUUGUCUAGGAUUUCUUAUCGUGAUCUCUAUCGGUGUCCCGGGCGGAUCGAUGAUGUUAAUAAAAUCUGUGUUUUUUUACAUCGUUAUGAGCUUGGAGGCAUUUAUAUAUUGUUUCGUUGGAGAACAUCUCAGCACGAAAAGCGAAAUGAUCGGCGACUCGGCAUACGAAUCUCUUUGGUAUGAAUCGAGCCCGAGUCAAAACCGAGAUAUUCACAUCAUGAUCAUAAGAUCUCAAAAGCACUUAACGCUUACGAUAGGAAAAGUUGCGGAACUCUCUUUGAGACAAUUUGCCAACAUCAUAAAAGCUUCGGCAUCAUACGUGUCAGUGUUGCACGCGAUGUAUUAAGGUCUGUAUUUUGCAUGCUGCUUAUAUCUUCGCGUGCAAGAGAACAUUAUAAUUUUACAGGAGUGACAAUUUUCCUAUUUAGAGACUCGAUAAAGUUUUGCAUGGAGUGACGCGAGGAACAAGAAAUUAUUUACUCAUCGAUUCGACAUAAUCUUGUGGUUUACAUAAGCACAAAGCUAUAAAUACCGUACCAGCUAUAAAUACAACGUUGAUUUUCUCAAUUG